Aspergillus pseudonomiae is the source of this 687-nucleotide messenger RNA. RefSeq names its product O-methyltransferase. The transcript is spliced from 2 exons. NCBI's taxonomy places the organism in Eukaryota, Fungi, Ascomycota, Eurotiomycetes, Eurotiales, Aspergillaceae. Gene Ontology annotation, molecular function: O-methyltransferase activity. The coding region runs from base 1 to 687 and encodes 228 amino acids. The record is from RefSeq and is a predicted model, not a curated record.
AUGGCAACUUCGACUAAUCCCCUCAAGGACGCUAGAGUCUCUCAAAAUAUACUCUCUCUUCUAGAUCACCUGCAUGCUGCCUCGAUCGAGCAAGAGAGCCGUCUAGAUAGAACCGCAUUUGAACCAGAUCAGAUUCACAAUGCCACUCGGGAAGCCUUCAUUGCGUUGGACCAGGACAAAUGCCACUUUGUUUAUCAGUUGGCACACGCAAUCAACGCCAAGAACAUCGUCGAAGCAGGCACCAGUUUCGGUGUUAGCACCAUAUACCUGGGUCUGGCUGUAAGUGCGAAUGUGGAAGCUUCUGGUGGACCUGGGACGGUUAUUGGAACAGAGCAUGAGCCUUCCAAGGCAGAACAGGCUUGCAAGUACUGGACUGAGGCUGGAGAGGUGGUGUCGAGAUAUAUUGAUCUGCGCGUGGGCGAUCUGGGGGAAACGUUGAAACAGAAUGUUCCCACCGUUGAUAUGCUUCUGUUGGACAUCUCGGCUCCUAUGACGCUUCCCGCUUUGAAAGCUAUCCAGCCGCAUCUCCGACAUGGCGCAGUUGUAAUCAUUGACAACACCAUCAGGUCUGCAGCUCGCUAUAAGGAUCUGCUCGAAUACCUGCGCCAGGAGAAUAGUGGGUUCACCAACUUGACUAUUCAUUAUUCGAAGGGCUUGGAGAUGUGUGUUUAUGCUCCGCGAUCAUAA